Molecule: messenger RNA, 1377 nt
Organism: Oikopleura dioica
Lineage: Eukaryota; Metazoa; Chordata; Appendicularia; Copelata; Oikopleuridae
Source: the annotation of a GenBank genome assembly
AUGCCAAACCAUGUUGAAUAUGACCCUGGCGUUCCUACAUUCAAACAUUCGGAUAAGUUCGAAGCGAAGUCUCUUGUGCGAGAGAUGCAGCGCGAAGCUGCGCAGGCCGAGCGAGCUUGGGAAGAACGAUGCUCCCAGCGCGACAACAAUAAGCAGUUUUUUCAGAAUUUGAACCGAGAAGAGGCUGCCCUUGAUUUGAAGCUGCGCAUCAGUCAUUUCAAGAACAGGGAGCCUGCACAGUUCACGAUAACUGAACACGGCGAGAAGAUGGGCACUGCGCUUUUGAAUACGUACAACGCAGAUUUGGGUUCACGCAAUUAUGGAAUGAAGGAGCUUCGGCGUCUGGAACGCGUGAAGGCUAGAACUGAGAAGAAAAUUGAAAAGGCAAUGGCAAAGAAAAAUAAACGUGAAACUGUGGCCUCGUGGCCACCACCGAAUCCAGAUGGUCAAGAGGCCAGCGAAAAAACGAAAGAGGAAAAGAGUGCCAAAGAGUCUAUCGCGUCGUUUGAAGACGACAAGGAGGACCAGUCGCUUAAAAAUCUUCCAACUGCCCUGGCCAAACGACUAGCUGCUCGUAAAAAUUUCCGGAAGCGUCGUAUCUCCGACUCAGAGAAGAAGCCUUCUAUUCCGGAUGGAUUUGAUCCCAGCAAAGCAGAAGCUGCUGCUCAGGCGGCCAUGGUAGCAUUUGACUUCAGCACGGUCGGCCUUGACGCAUCCAAAUUAACGAAGCUGAUGAACGAGCCCGAGGAAAAGGAGGAAAAGAGGCCUGCAAAGAAGCUGGCGACAUCGCUCGAGAAGAACGAAAAACUUGGAAGCUUCGUGAAUAUGCCAUCAGAAGAGCCACUGAACAUUCCUGGACUGCCGAUUGGAUGGAAAUUCGGAGAUCCAAUGCCAGAAGGAACUCCGGUGGAAGAGGAGAAGCCACCGGAAAAUCAGAAUCCCCUCGAAGUCGUUUCAAAAGCAACAAAUGCAAAAAAGAAGAGACGGCCGAAGCAACCACUCAUUUUUGAGGCGGAUGCGAUGGGAGCUUUGGUGGACCCGUCGCGCUUCACUAGCAAGAAUCACAUCGAACAGAAAAAUCUAACGCCUCGUGUGAGAUUGAGUGAUGCCAAACAGGAAGAGAAAAAUUCAGCCCAACCUCCGCCACAAUCCACCACACCAAAAGUGAUCGUUGCCCCUGCCAUAAAACGAUCGACGAAUACUUAUUCCGAGGCUGAUUUUGUAACGAGCUACACGGCAAAACCAAGCCAUACAAACUAUGGAGGACAGGCGCGUACCUACGGAACAUACAACGCUUCUGAUUUAACAAUCUCGCAAGGGAGGAACAAAUACAAUAGAUACAAAGGAGGCGGAGUCGGCGGAGGAGGAUAUCGAUAA